AUGGAGGAUCGUAUUUAUUACCGAGCUACAAUGGACCGGAUAAAACGAGGUGCUGAAAGUGAUGAAAGAGUGAGAUUUCCUCAUAUGGAUGUUAAUUCUAACGCUAACGGAUUCGAUGACUGUAUGGUAAAACCUCAACGUGAACCACUUUUAUCUUAUGCUGAUUGUGAGUUACCAGAAAUUCCGAAAAUAACGACAAGUGGGCAAUAUUUUGAGUUUGAGCAGAUCGCUAAUGGAGUUGAUGGAUACUUUGAUGAAAAUUCGGACACAGAUGAUGAGAAUUUCGGUGACAUUGAGGACAAUUCAUUCACAUUUGAUAUGUGCCGUGUGCGACGUUUUCGACGUCCAUCAAAAAGUCCACCUGAAAUCUAUCCUCGUAAGAGGUUAGGAAGUGGAAGAACCAUGCAGAGCAUAGAUGCCGAUGACAUUUGCAAGGAAGUGGAAGGACUAGAUCCAGAAGAUGUGCUCUGUACUGUCCGUGAAGAUUAUACAAGAGCUCCUCCUCUUGCUCAAGAAGAUGAUUUCGAUGAUGUUGAUGUGUAA
Molecule: messenger RNA, 543 nt
Organism: Brugia malayi
Lineage: Eukaryota; Metazoa; Nematoda; Chromadorea; Rhabditida; Onchocercidae
Exons: 5
Coding region: 1-543 (180 amino acids)
Source: RefSeq, a predicted model, not a curated record